GAAGGUGUAAGGACUGCUGGACCAGCACCACUACCACCACUUGUGCCCUCUUCUGCUCCUCCGGAUGCUCAGAAAUGGGGGAAUGGACUAUACUAGAGAGGCUCCUGGAGGCUGCUGUCCAGCAGCACUCUACUAUGAUCGGAAGGAUCCUGCUGACGGUGGUGGUGAUCUUCCGCAUCCUGAUCGUGGCCAUCGUCGGGGAGACGGUGUACGAUGAUGAGCAGACCAUGUUCGUGUGCAACACGCUGCAGCCGGGCUGCAACCAGGCGUGCUACGACAAGGCGUUCCCCAUCUCGCACAUCCGCUACUGGGUCUUCCAGAUCAUCAUGGUGUGCACGCCCAGCCUGUGCUUCAUCACCUACUCGGUGCACCAGUCGGCCAAGCAGAAGGAGCGCCGCUACUCCACCGUCUACCUGACGCUGGAUAAGGAGCCGGACUCGCUGCUGAAGCGCAGCGGGAUCGGCGGCGGCGGCGGGGGCGACGAUUCCGCCAAGAAGAUCAAGAACACGGUGGUGAAUGGCGUGGUGCUGCAGAACACCGACAACUCCACCAAAGAGGCCGAGGCAGACUGCCUGGAGGUGAAGGAGAUGCCCAACUCGGCGGCCGCCAGAACUACAAAGUCCAAAAUGAGGCGCCAGGAGGGCAUCUCGCGUUUCUACAUCAUCCAGGUGGUGUUCCGCAACGCGCUGGAGAUCGGCUUCCUGGUGGGUCAGUACUUCCUGUACGGCUUCAACGUGCCCUCGGUGUACGAGUGCGACCGCUACCCGUGCAUCAAGGACGUCGAGUGCUACGUGUCGCGGCCCACGGAGAAGACGGUGUUCCUGGUCUUCAUGUUUGCCGUCAGCGGCUUCUGCGUGGUGCUCAACCUGGCCGAGCUCAACCACCUGGGCUGGCGCAAGAUCAAGACGGCGGUGCGCGGCGUGCAGGCCCGCCGGAAGUCCAUCUACGAGAUCCGGAACAAGGACCUGCCGCGGAUGAGCGUGCCCAAUUUCGGGCGCACGCAAUCCAGCGACUCGGCUUAUGUCUAAAGAGGAGAGCCCCCCCCGCACCCCCUCCCUGCCCCACCAUCCCUCCUUACGCGUUCGGAACUUUGGACUAUUACGCACGCCUGAAUCCGUGUCAUGACUUUUCAACAGUGGGCAAGUUCCAUUUCCCUUUUCUUCCCAUGUGUUUUGGGCUUGGAUUACGCCUGUGCUGGCUUGCUUUUUUCUGAUUAUUAUUCCACUGAUGCAACUUUUUCAGUUUGUACUCCAUAAGAGCAACCAUGUGUUCACUACUACACACACUGGACAAUUCAUUAGGUACACCUACCCUUUACAAUGAUAGACUUUUUAGGGAGGAAUUAACAGAAGAGUAUAUUUAUGAGUGACGCUGGCAGCAAGCAAAAACUCUGAAAACCAUAAUAAUGACCACGUCAUGUAUAAAGGCGUUAGCUGUACCUAUUCCUCAUGAUGUGACCAAUUCCCCUUGAAAAUGCACUAAAAGGAGGUAAACACCUGAAAGCUUGAUCCAAAAACGGGCUUCUUUGAUUUGUUUUCAUUUCAAAUUUCCACCUGUAGUUAAGUAGCACCAUCAAAAGGACACAAAUAUAAACAUAUACAUAUCGCUCUCUAUAUAUCAACACAUACAUAUGUCAGUAUUUUUGUUGCCUGUGUCACACCACUUGACCUUAAAACUUAACAGCCGCUCCAUUGCUUUCUUAUAUCAACUGUCGCUGCAAACGCUAACGUCUGUGACUUUACCUUAACGUUUUUUUGUUUUUGUUUUUGUAGGACACACCAAAGCGCCCACAGAUCUUUAUUAUUUUUUGCUUCUUUUCUUUAUGUGUAAUCAAGUGCCAUACUUGUAUAUAGACAUGAUAUAAAUGUAUACAUAUAUAAAUAAAUUAAAAACAUAUAUAUAUAUAUAUAUAUAUAUAUAUAUAAAACAUUCACCAUCAAUGAGAAGCUGAUGAGUUCAAUGCAUUUAUUGUGAUUUCAAUGAAUUAAAAAAAAAAUGCAUACGAACUGCUCUAUUUCAACUGCGAGAAAUUAAGAAAUGAAGUCUUUGAAAAAAAAUCCUCCUAUUAAUCAAACAGCUCCAAAUAUGAAAAAUAGCACAACUUGAAAUUUUGUAUCCCCCCCCAAAAAAAAUAUUAAAAAAAAUAAAACUGCUCUGGUGCUACAAUUUUGCUUUGUUUUUCAAAGAAAGGUUUGAAAAUGUAACCAAAAAAACAUUACAAUAAGGAAUGACGAGCAAAUAAAA
Messenger RNA from Phycodurus eques (leafy seadragon), 2244 nucleotides. RefSeq names its product gap junction delta-2 protein-like. Gene Ontology annotation, biological process: cell communication. The record is from RefSeq and is a predicted model, not a curated record. The transcript has 2 exons. Gene Ontology annotation, cellular component: connexin complex. The coding region runs from base 75 to 1028 and encodes 317 amino acids. Lineage: Eukaryota; Metazoa; Chordata; Actinopteri; Syngnathiformes; Syngnathidae.